Messenger RNA from Knipowitschia caucasica, 261 nucleotides. The record is from the annotation of a GenBank genome assembly. NCBI's taxonomy places the organism in Eukaryota, Metazoa, Chordata, Actinopteri, Gobiiformes, Gobiidae.
AUGUCUGGAGCCGCGUGCGAUGAUAAACAGGUUGAGAGAAGCAGCCCAAACGGCACAUAUGAGUCAGGGGUGGACGGGAGGAGGAGGAGGAGGAGGGAAGGGGACAGAUGUGUCCACCCCACUGCUGCGCCGGACAACACACCGCUCCCACUGCGAGCACAGGCUGGAGCUGAGGACGCGCUUCACGGGGGCAGCGGCAACAGGAACGCGGGGGAUUCUACAGGCUUUAAGUGCCACUGGGAUUUAGCACGAGAGCGAUGA